AUGGGGGGAAAGCUGUCGACGCAGGAGGGGCUGUUUGUGCUGAGCCAGUGGCCGGAGCUGCUGGAGAACGCCAUGAGUGCCGAUGCCGAGGCGGCGGCUGGCGGCGGCAGUAACAAACACACUUCUUCAUCUGCUUUCCGCAUGUCGUUUCAGGAGUGGCAGGCGCUUAUUACGCUGCUGGACAACACGGGGCCCAGCGAUGUCCCAUCGCGAUUGUGUGCAGGCUUCAGCGACGCGCAGAUCAGGAACCCCAUUGUCGUUGUGAUGGUGCAUGCCUGCUGCUGGUUUGACGGCAGCAUCAGCUCGGAAGUCUUGACGGGACGCCUCGCGUCUGUGGGGGAUGCCGUGCGGUCACGCCGUGAGAAUCAGCAGAGACUCACAAAAGAAGAAGAAGCGGAAGACGAACUUGUAGACAUCGCGCUUCGUGUCUUUACGGACGCGGUGCGGCAGAAGGCGGCGGCAUCCCACUCGUCGAGGCGCGGCACAGAAAAAGCGGCAACACCGGGUAGUACGGCCAUGGACGCCCUUAUCGCAUGGGAUGGCUCCAGGCGGCCCGUCGUGACGCUCGCACACGCCUACAUUGUUGGUGCCGUUGCGUGCGCCCACGCAGAGCCGCGCUACGCGGAGGCCGCCAUUCAGCUCCUGCGCAAGCUGCAGGAGGCGAUGGGUGAUGCGGCGGCAUCCGUCUCGCGCGGGCGGCAGGCAGAGCGGGGCUCGGCGUGCAGCAUCAACGAGUGGCGACUCACGCAGCGUCUCGAGGCGGC
Molecule: messenger RNA, 764 nt
Organism: Trypanosoma grayi
Lineage: Eukaryota; Euglenozoa; Kinetoplastea; Trypanosomatida; Trypanosomatidae
Exons: 1
Source: RefSeq, a predicted model, not a curated record